This is a messenger RNA of Suillus bovinus, 2103 nucleotides long. RefSeq lists its product as uncharacterized. The transcript has 6 exons. The record is from RefSeq and is a predicted model, not a curated record. Bases 1 to 2055 code for a protein of 684 amino acids. NCBI's taxonomy places the organism in Eukaryota, Fungi, Basidiomycota, Agaricomycetes, Boletales, Suillaceae.
AUGGCUACAAGCGGCUACCAGGGACACUGCAGGACAAGUUCUCAGGAGGGUAAUGAUCGCGAUGAUGCGGUCAUUAUGCCGAAGACCGCUAGUGUAACUCCAUUGGCAGCCAACAUUCCUUUGACGCCGCCCCGCAGUAAGCGAGUCUCUGGGCUGGUAACGCCUCCCGCGACCCCAGACUCUCGGUCACGACCCAACUCCUCUGGGGUUUGUUUCGCCUCUCCACCUCGUACCCCUGUACGAUAUCCCGACCUCCUAAAGAAUACGGAGCCGCUAGCCAUCUCAAGAAACCUAUCGGAAUGGUCUAGCGACCAGUUAAUUACUAAAUCUUUUCCGCCUCUGGCAGGGCUAUUGACGCCCGAUAACACACCUCCGCGUCUUAGUAAAUCACGAUUCGUACCUACCAAUCAGAAGGAAGAGACGAAAGACAAAUCGAAGCCGAGCCUUUCUGUCGAAAUCACAUCGACGGUGUUGGAGAUCCCGGAAAUUUCUAAACAUCAUGCGGAAAUCAUUCAGAACACCAGAGAUUCGGGGCCAAUUACGACACGAUGCAAUGUCAUCAAAUCGGUCAAAGACCCUGAUCCUUAUCGCACCUCCCAUAUUGACCAGGAUACGCGCCCUCCUUCUUCUUAUGCAUCCGCGAGUGUGAGGAGUCCACAGCUCCGUCAAUCCCGUGAUAUUGCUGCGAAAUCAACGACAGACGUAAAUUCGCUAUGCCAUGGACUCACACUGCGUGGCAUGUUCAAUGCCGACGUUCAGUCAAACCUCCGGCUCGAUACUGCUAUCAGCAUUGACAAAUGUGAAUCCCGCAUUGCCAUGGGACUCACACUGCGCGGUGCAUUCAAUGCCGACGUUCAGUCAAACCUCCGGCUCGAUACUGCUAUCAGCAUGUGUCCCAAAGUACUAAUACCCCUACCGCACCCUCCUCAGCCGAAGCCAGUGACAAAUGUGAAUUCGCUAUGCCAUGGACUCACACUGCGUGGCAUUCAAUGCCGACGUUCAGUCAAACCUCCGGCUCGAUACUGCUAUCAGCAUGCGUCCCAAAGUACUAAUACCCCUACCGCACCCUCACUGAAGCCAGUGACAAAUGCGAACCCGCAUUGCUGUGGGCUUACACUGCGUGGUGUUCAAUGCCGACGUUCAGUCAAACCUCCGGCUCGAUACUGCUAUCAGCAUGGAUCUCAAAGUACUCAAACCCCCACCACACCCAUCAUAGCUAGCGUCCAAAUAACAGUGCAAUGCAAUGCCAAAUCCAAGUCCCGCCGAUGUCAACAACGGGUCUCGAUUACCCCCGGUCAACUCACAAAUGAUUCUUCCCAACCAAUCUAUUGUCGUCACCAUAUUCCAAGUUCAGUAGGGAUUGUGACAUAUGUUGAUAAAGAGAAGUUCAAAGUGCAGCCAGUCGCCGGUCAAGAAGAGAUUUCUGUUCACUUUCGUGACUAUAUUCCUGAAUAUCUGCAACGUGAUAGUCAGCAGAAGCUUCGAAAUGCCAUCACAGGAAAUAUAUCGGAAAGGUUGAAGAUACCAGGCUAUGUAUAUGCGUUGAACGUGUUCGAUCCGGAGAAUGAGGAAAAGCUCUCGUUGAAGAUUGGGUACAGCAAAGAUGUCAAGAAACGCCACGCACAAUGGAAGAAUAAAUGUCGUUCCUCCAUAAAAGAUGUUCGCGGGUGGUGGCCUCAGACCAUAGUCGAAGCUAAAGAUGAUGACGAGAUGGAGAUACGGAAGCUCAUUCAAGAUAAUCGCCAGGGCCACAAGGGUCCGAUGGCUGAACAGCUCGAACGGUUGGUGCAUAUUGAGCUCGAGGAUCUAGUAACACAUACUCCGUAUCUGCAUCCCAAUUUUCCUGAUGUCCACUAUUCGGACAUCCCACGUCAGUCAAAGGUUGUUUCUAAACCCUGCCGUGACUGUAAUGGGACUAAACACAAGGAAGUAUUUUCAUUCACGCGCGUCACGGAAGGUGAAUUCUUUGAGAGGGAAUGGGAAGAUAUCGUCAAACCUGUGAUACGGAAGUGGGGAUUAUUCCUCAAGACAUAUUUUGCUCAAGGUAGUGCAUGAGUUUUGCGAAUGGCUCUCUCGGACGUCAAGGAUUCCUCUAGCCGGCGG